Rhipicephalus sanguineus (brown dog tick) is the source of this 1190-nucleotide messenger RNA. RefSeq lists its product as uncharacterized. Bases 8 to 442 code for a protein of 144 amino acids. The record is from RefSeq and is a predicted model, not a curated record. NCBI's taxonomy places the organism in Eukaryota, Metazoa, Arthropoda, Arachnida, Ixodida, Ixodidae. The transcript has 3 exons.
AAAGCAAAUGCAGGCACCAUCUGAAGAAGUGGCAAACAACAAAUUGUGCCGUCUUUUUGACUGCAGCCAUCUUACUACAUAUGGAGAAACCGUUGAGUCCUUGCAAAUUCAUAACGAAAGGCUCCAGAAUAAUGCAGCCUGCCACGAUGAAGCAACAGGAAGGCCAAGGUUGCGGGCAACAGCACUGGACAGGCAUAAAGAGCUUCGCAGCCUCACCCUGUCGGAUGCUCUUUUACUGUUUCCAUUUCUUGGAACUGAGGCAUUGGAACAAGCCCUGCUCACACCUUGCCUUGUGGAGAAAGGACUUACUCUACACAUUGACGGGGAGCCCGUUUUGAGUGUGCCAUCACUUCUUGCAGGAAUGGCGUGCCUGUUUGCAUCGUUUUGGGUAUUCCAUGUGGAAUACCCAAAAAAAGGCACACAAAAUGCUCACAUUCUUUGAGCACGCGUUCCUACACCUUUCACGCAUGAAGCCGAGUGUCAAAGCUCUGGAACUUAUAAAUUUUUUUAAUGAGUAACAUUAAUUUAGUUUCACAAUUGUAGUUUUGUAGUUUUCUUCAAGUACGUUGUGCAAGCUGGCAUUUUGGACUUCUGUGCCUUGAGAAGAGGUGAAAAAAAAAAGUAUGACAGACAAAUGUUAAUAUUGCAUUUUUUUGUGCAAGGUUUUUUUUUUCUUAAACCUUGGCCAUGUGUCGCAUGUGGAAUACGGCGUGCACUUGUACAACCAAUGUGUACAUUUUUUAUUGCAAACAAGUUCUGUGGUAUCCCGCAAGGUGGAGGAAAGAUUAAGAAAGGGAAAAUAGACAACCACCUGUUUGUAGCAUGAAGCCACAAGAAAAUUCAUGCAGCUUUCUUAGGGAAAAAAAAGCUUCUUCGUUGCCGAAAAAUUCGUCCUAGUUCGGGGUCCCGGACCAGGACGAAUUUUUCGGCAACGAGGAAGCUUUUCUUUCGGCUAAAUCCAUAUGGAUUGCCUUGUGGCUUCGUGCUACAAACGGGUGGUUAUCUGUUUUCUCUUUCUUAACCUUUCCUCCACCUUGCGGGAUUCCACAGAACUCAUAGCUUUUUAGUUGCUGAAAAAUUUUUCCUGGUCCGGGGUCUGGGACCCCAGAAAAGAACGAAUUUUUCGGCAACUAAAAAGCUUUUCUUUCUGAGAAAUCCAUAUGGAUUUCCUUGUCGCUUCAGGCUACAAA